AUGGAGGAUGUGGUGAAGUUCAUCUUUGGAAUUUCUGGAAAUGUCAUUGCUCUCUUCCUCUUCCUAUCCCCAGUGCCUACCUUCUGGAGGAUCAUCAAGAGGAGGUCGACGGAGGAUUUCUCAGGGGUGCCGUACAACAUGACACUCCUCAACUGCCUCUUGUCAGCUUGGUACGGGCUGCCGUUCGUGUCCCCGAACAACAUCCUGGUGUCGACGAUCAACGGCGCGGGCGCGGCGAUCGAGGUCGUGUACGUGGUGAUCUUCCUGGUGUUCGCGUCCACGCAGCGGACGCGGCUGCGGAUGCUGGGCCUGGCGUCGGCGGUGGCGGCGGUGUUCGCCGCCGUGGCGCUGGUGUCGAUGCUGGCUCUCCACCACGGGCAGGGGCGGAAGCUCAUGUGCGGCCUCGCCGCCACCGUCUGCUCCAUCUGCAUGUACGCCUCGCCGCUCUCCAUCAUGAGGCUGGUGGUGAAGACCAAGAGCGUGGAGUACAUGCCGUUCCUGCUGUCGCUGGCCGUGUUCCUGUGCGGCACGUCCUGGUUCGUCUACGGCCUGCUCGGCAGAGACCCCUUCGUCGCGAUCCCCAACGGGUGCGGGAGCUUUCUGGGCGCCGUGCAGCUGGUCAUGUACGCCAUCUACCGGAACAGCGGCGGCAAAGCGGGCGCGGGUGGUGCCGGCAAGCAGCAGGCCGGCGACGACGUGGAGAUGGCCUCCGACGCGAAGAGCAGCAAGAAGGUCGCCGACGACGUCGGCGGCGCCGGCAAGGAGGACCUCCUGGUCUAG
Molecule: messenger RNA, 780 nt
Organism: Miscanthus lutarioriparius
Lineage: Eukaryota; Viridiplantae; Streptophyta; Magnoliopsida; Poales; Poaceae
Source: the annotation of a GenBank genome assembly